ACCUCUACUGGUCCACAUUCUGACAUCCACUAUAAAAUGCCAGCCCAAACGCAAAACCCAGUUUCCCUUUCGCUUUCUGGAUUCGGAAUCAGACACAGAACCAUUAACAACCUCUCUCUCUCUCUCUAGUUUCUCUCUCUACCGUUGAAGAAGACGAUGCCUUAUUGCGAGGUCGCGUCGCAGAAAACCAGCCUGAACUCGCAGCUCAACAAUGGAAUCAAGAUUUUCUACAGAACGUACGGUUGCGGACCGACCAAGGUUCUCCUCAUUAUAGGAUUGGCUGGAACUCACGAGUCAUGGGGCCCACAAAUCAAGGGACUGACGGGCUCCGAUAAGCCCAACGACGCCGAUGAGACGACGACCGGUGAAUUAUGCGACAAUGAGGCUGGUUGUGGCGGCGACGGUAUCGAGGUUUGUGCCUUUGAUAAUCGCGGCAUGGGCCGGAGCUCUGUCCCCACCAAAAAGUCUGAAUAUACAACAAGAAUUAUGGCAAAGGACGCCAUUGCUUUGUUGGAUCAUUUGGGUUGGACAAAUGCCCAUAUUUUUGGUCAUUCAAUGGGAGCUAUGAUAGCAUCCAAAGUAGCAGCAAUGGUUCCCGAAAGAGUGUUGUCAUUGGCUUUGCUAAAUGUAACGGGUGGAGGUUUUGAAUGUUUUCCAAAGCUUAACAGACAAACACUAUCCAUUGCGAUCCGUUUCUUAAAGGCAAAGACUCCUGAGGAGAGGGCUGCUGUUGACUUGGAUACCCACUACUCGAAGGAAUAUCUUGAGGAAUAUGUUGGAUCCACCACAAGAAGAGCGAUCUUAUAUCAAGAAUAUGUGAAAGCUAUAUCAUCAACAGGAAUGCAGUCUAAUCAUGGUUUUGAAGGUCAAGUGAAUGCAUGCUGGACGCAUAAAAUGACACGAACAGAAAUUGAAUUGAUUCGAUCUGCUGGGUUUUUAGUUUCAGUCAUUCAUGGCAGGUAUGAUGUCAUUGCUCAGAUAUAUUAUGCACGGAGACUAGCAGAGAAACUGUAUCCUGUUGCUAGAAUGGUAGAUCUUCCUGGAGGGCAUCUGGUGAGCCAUGAGAGAACCGAAGAGAUUAACAAAGCUCUUAUUGAGUUGAUUGACGCUUCAAAAAUGAAGAUAAACCCACAUGAAUGGACAAAUUUGCCCAACAAAAGAUCUGGAUGGAUGGCAAUAAGACCGUCACAUAUCAGAACAAAUACAGAAGGAGGAAGCAAUGUCUCUUUCAUGUCUAACAUGUUAGAAAAAUUACACCUAUGCCUUUUAUACCUUUUUGGACUCUUUGUUCUGACAUUUGAGUUUGCAAAUAAGACUUUGAGAAGAUUGAAGCCAGUGAGAGUUGGAUCUUCGCUGACAUGAAGCCUAUAGUCAACCCCUGUUUUUCACCAGGGUUUUGUUGGCCUGUCACUCUAAUGGUGCAGCUGAACGUGAUGUAAGCAGUUAAUGAUACUUGAAGACGACAUGAGACUGUCCGAAAAACCAGUGUUUGACUAACAAAAGAAAGUUCACGAGCAUUUGCGUUGAAGGCGGGGGGGACAGGGAGCAAUCACCAAGGCAUUGUUAGGGAGAUCAAAUUUCCUUUUCCCUUGAAUUGCCUAGGCCUUGAGCAGAUCACGAUGCUAACAUACACUAUUUGUAUCUAAGACGAUGAAUAUAUACAGAUCUCAUCUCCAAAUGGAGUAGGAAAAGGGCUAUAUUGACAUGACAGAAUAAAGAACACUCUUCACUAUCCCUACAAUGCAACAUUCUUAUUGAAUGUAUCAACGAAGAAAAUAAUUCGAUAUGUUAUUUAGUGAUCAUCAUACCAGGUGAACAGUCUAGUUCCAUCAACUUUCCUAGUUCGUAGCCUCUAGUGCUACAACAUGGCCAACUGUAUUGAACAUUCAAUCGAUAAGUCAAGCUUUUCACACUAAA
Molecule: messenger RNA, 1917 nt
Organism: Morus notabilis
Lineage: Eukaryota; Viridiplantae; Streptophyta; Magnoliopsida; Rosales; Moraceae
Product: putative aminoacrylate hydrolase RutD
Exons: 11
Coding region: 157-1362 (401 amino acids)
Molecular function (GO): catalytic activity
Source: RefSeq, a predicted model, not a curated record